This is a messenger RNA of Epinephelus moara (kelp grouper), 1136 nucleotides long. RefSeq names its product FGFR1 oncogene partner 2 (gene fgfr1op2). Lineage: Eukaryota; Metazoa; Chordata; Actinopteri; Perciformes; Serranidae. The coding region runs from base 115 to 789 and encodes 224 amino acids. Gene Ontology annotation, biological process: response to wounding. The transcript is spliced from 6 exons. The record is from RefSeq and is a predicted model, not a curated record.
AAUAGCGCUGCACCAGAACCUCUACUUGUUGCUCCUGGAUGGAGACUAAUGUUAGCCUGUAGCUAAUAUUAGCUACUAAACAUCAACAGGAAGUAACAGACUAGCUAAACACAAAUGUCUUGCACUGUGAGCUCUCCAGGCAUGAACUGUACCUUAGAGAAGGUCCUGGCAGAUGCCAAAUCUUUAGUGGAGAGGCUUCGUAACCAUGACAACGCUGCAGAGAUGUUAAUUGAACAGACAACAUCACUCAACAAGCGAGUGGAGGCCAUGCAACAGUACCAGGAAGAGAUUGACUCAUUAAACCAAGUAGCCCGACAUCGUCCUCGUUCCAGUCUGGUCCUGGGAAUCCAACAGGAAAACCGUCAGAUCAGAGAACUCCAGCAGGAAAACAAAGAGCUACGGACAUCGUUAGAGGAACACCAGUCUGCGUUAGAGCUCAUCAUGACCAAAUACAGGGAACAAGUGUUCAGGCUCCUCAUGGCCAGCAAGAGGGACGACCCAGCUAUCGUGACCCAGCUGAAGGAGCAGCACACCACGGAAAUGCAAGCACACAUAGACAAGAUCAACGAGAUGGCCUCUGUGAUGAGGAAGGCCAUAGAGGUGGACGAGGGACGAAUAUGUGAAGACGAGGAGAGGAUUAAACAGCUAGAGCUGGAGAACACUGGACUCCGAGAGCUGCUGGGAAUCAGUCGCGAGGCUUUCCUGGUUCUGAAGAGAGAAGACGCAUCAGAGAGCACAUCACUGUCGCCAUUGCUGACCAGCGCCGAAGGCAGCUUACGGAAGAGUUAGAGAGCCCGUGGUGACACCCCUCCCCCCCACACCUCCUUCCUGCUGCUGCCACUACUGUGUACAGUCUAUUGCCACACACCACGUCAUCUCUUACCCUACACAUCCUCUCAACGAUCCUCUCCCUUCUCCUAGAGCAUUUACAGCGUGAUGCUGCAGAGCUGCAUCCCCGUCUGGUGAUUCAGACACAAGCAGUGUGAACACACAUCUUUGUCUUCUUUUUUUCCAUUGGUACUUACGUUAUGAUUGCUAAUUUUGCCAGCAUGCAUGAGUCUGUGGUGCCUGCAAGGUUUUAAUGUGUGAAUGGGUAAAAGAAGGGCUUGAGUUAUAAUAAAUCUGUAAACAUGAAA